This is a messenger RNA of Charadrius vociferus (killdeer), 1461 nucleotides long. It is a transcript of the gene TMPRSS2, whose product is annotated as transmembrane protease, serine 2. Gene Ontology annotation, cellular component: membrane. NCBI's taxonomy places the organism in Eukaryota, Metazoa, Chordata, Aves, Charadriiformes, Charadriidae. The record is from RefSeq and is a predicted model, not a curated record. Gene Ontology annotation, molecular function: protein binding; serine-type endopeptidase activity. The transcript has 14 exons. The coding region runs from base 1 to 1461 and encodes 486 amino acids. Gene Ontology annotation, biological process: protein autoprocessing.
AUGACCUCUACUGUAGGUCCACAGCCAUACUAUGAAAAUCAUGGCUUUCAGCCAGCGAACUUGUAUUCUGCCAGGCAGCCAGUAGGUGCUAACCCAAAUCCACCGUACUUCUCAACAAAUGCUCCGCCAGUGCCAAGCUAUGUCCCAACAGUUGCUACCCAUCAGUCGAGUAGGCCAGUAGCAAGUUCAUCCGGGAGAACACGUGCAUCAAGUAUAAAGAAAAUCAUAAUCAUUGUAUUAUCCAUUUUAAUAGUAAUCUGUUGCGCAAUUGCUGCUUUCUUCAUCUGGUAUUUUGUACGGGAUAGUUGUGUCAUCUCCUUAAUAGAGUGUGGAUCUUCAGGAGUGUGUAUCCAGCCCUCCCAGUGGUGUGAUGGAGUGAGCGACUGCCCCAACGGGGAGGAUGAAACCCGGUGUGUUAGACUUUUUGGAUCAAACUUUAUCCUGGAAGUUUAUUCACCUGUCAGCAAAUCCUGGUAUCCUGUUUGUCAAGAUGGCUGGAAUGAUGAUUAUGGGAAGAUUGCAUGUAAAGACAUGGGCUACAGCAUAGACACAUAUUACUAUAGUCGAGGGGUCGCAGCUGAAGCCAGCUUUAAAAGCUACAUGAAGCUGAACACAAGUGCUGGGAACAUAGACUUGUACAAAAAGCUGUACAGCAGCGAUUCCUGUACAUCGGGAAAUGUGGUAUCUCUGCGCUGCAUAGAGUGCGGCCUGUCCACUAAAAGCAUGACCAUGAUGAACAGAAUCGUGGGUGGCAGCGGGGCGGUGCUGGGGCAGUGGCCGUGGCAGGUCAGCCUCCAUGUGCAGGGCACUCAUGUCUGCGGGGGCUCCAUCGUCACCCGCCAGUGGAUAUGGAUAGUGACGGCGGCACACUGCGUGGAAGGACGAUUUUCUGACCCAUACAGCUGGAGGGUUUAUGCUGGGAUUCUGAACCAGAAUGAGAUGGUCUUACAAAAUUCGUACAGAGUGCAACAGAUAAUUUCCCAUCCCGAUUAUGAUACGGAUUCUAAAGACAAUGAUGUUGCCCUUAUGAAGUUAGAGACACCGCUGACUUUUACUGAUGCUGUACGGCCAGUUUGUCUGCCUAAUCCAGGAGUGAUAUUCCAGCCUGAUGAGCAGUGCUGGAUAUCUGGGUGGGGAGCAGAGCACCAAGGAGGAAAAACAUCAAAUAACUUGAAUUAUGUUUCGGUGCCUUUAAUAGAACGUUCUAAGUGUAACUCUGUCUAUAUCUAUAAUGGAAUGAUUUUGCCUACAAUGAUCUGUGCUGGAUAUCUAGAAGGAGGAUAUGAUUCCUGCCAGGGUGACAGUGGAGGUCCUCUAGUAACUAACAAACACUCCCUGUGGUGGCUGGUUGGAGAUACCAGCUGGGGAACUGGCUGUGCUAGUCCCAAUAGACCUGGAGUAUACGGGAAUAUGACUGUGUUUACAGAUUGGAUUUAUAAAAAUAUGCAGGCAAACAGAUGA